GCUCCUAUGAAGUUUCCCUGUGAGUCAAAGCCACACAAACCGGCAGCGGCAUCGUCGUAGACAUCACAAAAUGGCGGCGCCCAUGGCGUCAGAAGCCGCUAAUUAUGAUUUUACCGCGUCUAACCGUUGUUUCAUGCUGGGUGAUUUAGUUGGCGUUACGUGUGCUACGCGAAUAAAGGCCAUAAAGUACGAACAUGACGUGUUACUGUUAAGAUACGACAUCGGAAGACCACUUGUGCACUUCUACAUCGUUGACUUUCGCGACGAGCUCGUAGCUCAAGAUUCGCAUCUCAUCUUCCAGGGCGUUGUCAACUACAAACACGGAGUUAGGCGAAUAACUGCACACGGAGAUGAACUCCACGUCGCAACGGACAAAGGUCUUCUGCGUUCUCCACUGAACAGAGGUAAAGCUCCAGAUUUCCUCAGCUCAGAAGUCUGCCUGUGUCCCAUUGAGAAAACUGGUUCCGUAGCAAAAAUGCGCUACACUCCCCAUGGCUGGGAAGUGUUGGAGAACUCCGACGAUCCACCACUAUGUUGCAUUCCGGCUGCUCCUGUCUACUGCAGCAGAAAUGAGGGUCCAGUGCUGUGUUGCAUCGGCAUACUCGAGGACGAAGGAAGUCCCGAAGAGUCCGGUCUGCCACGCGCUUCCUUUGUCAGACUUUUCGGUGCAGUGCCCAGCCCCGUACUGGUACUGGGCUUACCGGAUGGAAGGGUGGCAUCACUGCCUCUUUUGCGAAAUGCAGAGCCCCGUCUCCUCUUUCGUCUGCGUCAACCCGUAGCCGCAAUCUUUGCGGCAUCUCUGGACAGCGAUACUGGGUCCAAAGUUCCUGCACUCAUAGCACUGGGUCAGGAAGGACAAGUAACGGCCAUGACGGACACGGGAGUCCUUACAGCGGAAACCGUAGCACCGUUUCACCGGGUGUCCUGGUACGAUCCGACACAACUCUUCCACGUUGCCCAGGGUCGUCUGUGGAAGACACAAUUGCGGGUACAAAGCGGCGAGCGGGAGGCCCUAGCUUCGAAAUCCCAGGUGACGCCCGUGACCGGAGUGGUCGAUGCACAACCGGUACUUUCAGGUGCCGUAGCGGUACUGACCGACAACGGUUCGCUGACUUGGUGGGACGGCGGCGAAGGGGACUGCGACCCCGCGGCACUGGUGACAACUGUGGCCACCACUGCUCAGCACCUGCAUCGAGCGAGACAGCUGCUGUCGAAGAAGCAGGCGCAGCUGCGCGCUCUCGGCAGCAGUGGGGCGUCUGUGGCCGUAUCCGCGGAACAUCAAGAUCAGCGUGGUGCUCCCGUGGCUGUGAAAUUCAAGAACGUGCCAAAGUGCGGGUGGCACUGUUGCGUGACGAUACGAAGCGACGGUGGAAGGAUCACGUCACACUGUCUGCCAGCGCAUGAUGAUGACAUCACACUGUGGUUCCCCAAACCAGACUGCAAUUACCUGGAAGUACGUCCCUGGCUUCUAGUGGCCCCCGAAGCUCCCCUCGCGUUACCCAGGCUACCCGUCGUGCCCCGACUGCGCAGGACGGGCACCAAAUUGGCACCAGCUUUCAUGCUUACGUCGACUGCGGCAUCGUACUUAGCUGGCACGCCGGAGGACCUGCAGGCUUGGCUGGACAAAGCACUGCACCUAGACGCGCGUCCACAAGUGGUACUGGUAGGACCCGUGGACUCUACGCUGGUCCCCGUGAGCUUAGAUUCCGGUGACCGUCGGACGCGUGCGGCAUUGCACUGCGCUGUGGCACGCUGCUUCCUGGACGUUUUGAAGCACUCUGCUAUUCCAGAGACACAACGCUUUCAAGUGCUGCCUAGGUGCGCAGAGGCCUUGGAGACGCUGCAACGACAACUAAAGAACGAAAACUGUCUCGUUGCGUACCACAGCUGGCGAUCAGCAAUGGCUUCCUUGGUCCUCACCUAAGACGCCGGCAGGACCAGCUUCUCGAGGUGGACGGACUUGACUGGAAGAUGCUCGCUCAGCGCCGCCGGAUUGGUCAGCACACUGACUGGAACCUGCGCAGAACAGCAGCUGCAUUGCGUGGCUCGCAUCACAAUACCGUGCGCUAUAGCAUUGCAGUGGUUGUUGGUACCAAGGGCUGUUCUUGUCCAAUGUCCAAAUAUCUAUGUAAACCUCAAGCAUUGAGCCUUAAGCGCGGACCCCAUAACAAAAACCCAAACCCCAAAACAUGUUUAUGUUUGUCUGUAUGCAUUCCUGUUUGUCGGUCCAGGUACCUCGUCAGGCUCCGCCUUUUGUACCUGGACCUCAUUUCUGUAUUUUUGGAAAUGAAAUAAAUAGA
Molecule: messenger RNA, 2300 nt
Organism: Ornithodoros turicata
Lineage: Eukaryota; Metazoa; Arthropoda; Arachnida; Ixodida; Argasidae
Exons: 11
Coding region: 71-1924 (617 amino acids)
Source: RefSeq, a predicted model, not a curated record